Molecule: messenger RNA, 6320 nt
Organism: Pygocentrus nattereri (red-bellied piranha)
Lineage: Eukaryota; Metazoa; Chordata; Actinopteri; Characiformes; Serrasalmidae
Gene: ncoa3
Product: nuclear receptor coactivator 3
Exons: 24
Coding region: 275-4741 (1488 amino acids)
Biological process (GO): cellular response to hormone stimulus; positive regulation of transcription by RNA polymerase II
Cellular component (GO): nucleus
Molecular function (GO): protein dimerization activity; nuclear receptor binding
Source: RefSeq, a predicted model, not a curated record
AGUAAGGGCUUCUAUGCGCUUUGGGAGUGUUUCCCAUUUAAACAAACACAGCUAGUGCUGAAGAUGGCGGAGCUUUCAGAAGUGGCUUAAAGCAGCUGGCGUGUUUCGGUGGACGCAUAUUUUAACCGGUGCUGUUGUGGCCUUGCUGAACACAGAUGCACUCCUUGACUGGAUUUUUAAGUAGAGCUUCCACAGUGUCACAGAAAGGAUGUGAAGAGGAGUGGAGUGGAUGUCGUCUUCUACACUACUGCAAAAGUGCUGAUAUGUGUUGAAGAUGAGUGGAGUUGGAGAGAACUCUCUGGAGCCGCUGUGCUCUGACCGAAAACGCAAACUCUCCACAUGUGACACACCUGGUUUAGGGUGUGAUAAGCGUCGGAGAGAGCAGGAAUGCAAGUACAUUGAGGAACUGGCUGAGCUGAUCUCGGCCAACCUCAGCGACAUUGACAGCUUCAACGUCAAACCGGACAAAUGCGCCAUCCUUAAGGAGACAGUGCGGCAGAUACGGCAGAUCAAAGAGCAAGGAAAAGGCUCAUGUGGCGAUGACGAUGUCCAGAAGGCAGACGUGUCUUCUACAGGUCAGGGGGUCAUUGACAAGGACCAUCUGGGCCCUCUACUGUUACAGGCCCUGGAUGGGUUCCUGUUUGUGGUGAAUCGUGAGGGCAACAUUGUUUUUGUGUCUGAUAAUGUGACUCAGUACCUGCAGUACAAACAGGAGGAGCUCAUCAACACCAGCGUCUACAACAUCCUGCAUCAGGACGACAGAGAAGAACUCCAGAAAAACCUGCCCAAAGGCAAUGGACCUAAUGGCAUUUCGUGGGCUGGGGAUGCCUCUCGCCAGAAGAGCCACACCUUUAACUGCCGCAUGCUGGUGAAGUUUGGCCAUGGAGGUCCUGGUGGAGAGGAGGUUGCUGGCAGGUCGCGUUACGAGACCAUGCAAUGUUUCGCCCUCACACAGCCUAAAGCCAUGAUGGAGGAAGGGGAAGACCUGCAGUCGUGUAUGAUCUGUGUGGCUAGACGAGUGACUGCAGUGGAGCGGACAGAGAGAUUCACCACCAGACAUGAGCUCUCAGGCAAGCUGAUUGAAAUAGAACAGCAGAAUACAUUACAUACCACCAUGCGCCCUGGCUGGGAGGAUCUGGUGCGCAGGUGUAUGCAGAUGUUUCUCAAUCGCAGUGAAGGCCAGCCCUGGUCCUACAAACGGCAUUACCAGGAAGCAUACCUACAUGGUCGAGCAGAGACGCCACUGUAUCACUUCUCUCUGUCCGACGGAACACCAGUAACAGCACAGACUCGCAGUGAACUCUGCCGAAACCCAAACACUAACGAGCCCCUCACUUUCCUUUCAACUCACCUAUUGCAGAGAGAGCAGAACAGCUACAGGCCAAACCAGGGAGGUGUAAUGCGGGCCCAGGGCAUAGGAGGUGCUAACCAUAAUUCCCAAAUGAACAUGGCUCCUGGUGGGCAGAUGGGCAUGGGCAGUGCCAGAGGCUAUGGCAUGAAUGACCCAGGGCAUAUAGGACCCAGAGGAGGCCCCAUGUAUGGACCUGGCAACAGAAUGAAUCAGAUGAAUUCAAUGCACCAGAUGAAUCAAAUGAACCAGAUGAACUCUGUGAACCAGAUGGGUGCAAUUAAUCAAAUGAACCAGAUGAAUCAAAUGAACCAAAUGGGUUCUAUGAAUCAAAUGAAUCAGAUGAAUCAAAUGAACCAGAUGAAUCAGAUGGGACACCCAGGAAUGAAUCAGCACCAGCAACACUUCCACGGUGGGGGGUAUGGCCUAGGCAUGACAAGUCCAUCCCAUAGCAGCCCAGGUAUUAAUCCCUCUCAGCAGAACAUUAUGGGUUCUCCACGGAUACGAGGAAGCCCCAAGAUGGGAGCCAGCCCCUUCUCUCCAGGAGGUAUGCAUUCUCCGAUGGGACCUGUCAGCAUGGGUGCCAGUACGGGCUCCGCAGGUCCACCAGGUGGCAGCACUUUUUCAAGCAGCUCACUCAAUGCCUUGCAGGCCAUUAGUGAAGGAGUGGGCUCCUCCCUCCAGUCUGCUCUCACGUCCCCUCCACACAAAUCUGACAGUUCCCCCAACAUCAACUCCAAUCAGUCCAGUCAGCCGAGCCAGUCCGGGGCAAGCAAAGGCACUUGUACUGGCGAUUCAAAAAGCCCCGGUGUUGCUCACAGCUUGGGAGCUGACCAGCAACAAGCUACUCCAUCUGAGACCGGAAUGGAUAAGCCAGAUAGCCAGUCCAGUAAAGAUGGUGGACCCGGGGCCGACAGCAGUCGGAGGGCUGUAGACGGAAAGGGCCAUAAGAAGCUGCUCCAGCUGCUAACGUCCCCACCAGAAGAGCUCACACUGGCAGCAGGAAGUGGCGGACCUCCUGGCCAUCCCUCCACACCCCUGGGUAUGGAUUCAAAAGAACCAGGCAGCUGCAUGACCAGCCCUACUUCCACGGGUGUAUCUUCAUCGUCUUCAGCUUCGUCAUCAGGGCAACAGGGUUCUGGAUGUGUGUCCUCUACUGGCUGCAUGGGAGGACACCUCUCAUCCCACUCACUGCAGGAGAAGCACAAGAUUCUUCACAAGCUACUACAGAAUGGCAAUACCCCGGACGAUGUAGCCCGCAUCACAGCCGAGGCCACAGGGAAGGUCACCCUGGGUUCCGAACAUCCGGGCACGGAGAGCACUGGCCCAGAGAUAAAACAGGAACAGCAUAGUCCGAAAAAGACACACGCUCUGCUCCACUACCUCCUGAACAAGGACGACUCCAAGGAGCCCAACAUUGGUGAGGGCAAGCCAGGAUUGGAUGAGCUGGAGAGUCGAGGAGUUGGCACAGGGCCUGGGUCAGGAGUCACAACCUCUAAUUCAAGGUGUCAGGAUGCCAAAGUCAAGAUAGAGCCAUCUGAUGAGCUGGAGAGCCUGGAGAGCAUUUUAGGAAGUCAGACGAAACCCGGUUCUGGAAUGUUUGCUGAUUCUAGACCUGGAAGUGGGUCUGAUGGAGAAAGCAAGAAAGGGAAUGGACCCAACAACACUGCACAUGAUCGAGAGGGUGGAGGAAUGGGGCCUGGAACCCGUGUACCCUUUCAGAGGGCAGCAUCUAUGGACAGUAAACCGCUCAGUGGGGCAGGAGUAACGGGCAGGCGAAGUGCCCCUUCCUCUCUCAUCAAACAGGAGAGCUUGGACAGCCAUAUCGGCAUGGGAGGUCCCAACAGACAAAUGGGCAUGAACCACAUGCCGGCCAUGAUGAGGUCAGGUGACUGGAGGAUGCAGGGCCCCAGUGCCAGCCCAGGGGGCUCCAGUGGUCACCCAGGUAUGGGCUGCCCAGGUGUUGAUCCAAAUCCCAAGGGAAUGAUGGGAGGCCCAUUGAUUAACAGAUCCAACAGUGUACCUGCUCCCAGAUCCAUGCUACAGCAGCAGCUAAUGGACAUGGGUCCAAAUGAUUUGGGAAUGGGUGUCAAUGCCUUCAGAGGGCAGCCGCACCCCCCUCGGUCUCCCUCAUGGUCUGACUGUGGGAUGGGUCUGGAGGGAGGCCACAAUGGCAACAGCAUGCCAUUUGCCAACCCGCUGGAUGAUCUCCUGGUUCCUCCAGCAACUAGUGAAGGGCAGAGUGAUGAGCGGGCUCUGUUAGACCAACUGAACUCUCUACUCAACAACACAGACGUCAUCGCUCUGGAGGAAAUCGACCGGGCACUCGGGAUACCAGACCUCGUCAGCCAGGGCCACAGUGCAGACCAACCACCCACUCCCACAGACAAUUUCCCUGGCCCUGACUCAGCCAUGUAUGGGGCGGGUUACCCAGAUCCCCCUUCCAUGGGCAUGCAGGGAGGCUAUGGGCCUGGACCCAGCCCUGGCCCUGGUCCUGGUGCUGGUCCUGGUCCUGGUCCUGGUCCUGGCCCCGGCCCCAUGCAGGGCCAACCUGGGUCUGGUUUUAACCCCAUGAUGGCUCAAAUGGGCGGAAUGGGAGGCAUGCACCCCCGUGCUAUGAUGCGUCCACGAAUGAUGAACGCAACUAAGCCUCUCAGAUUGCAGCUUCAGCAGAGACUACAGGGACAACAGUUUAUGAACCAGACCCGACAGGGAAUGGGGAUCAAGAUGGAGAAUGCACCUGGAGCAAACCCUGGAGUGAGGCCUGGCAUGCAGCCCGGGAUGGGGGGACAGCCUGGUUUUCUGAAUGCUCAGAUGAUGGCUCAGCGGAGUCGAGAGAUGAUGACUCUGCAGAUGAGGAGGCACAGGAUGAUGAUGAUGAUGCAGCAGCAGCAACAGCAGGCUGCAUCUGGAGGCUUCAGCCCCCCUCCUAAUGUUACCGCCCCCACAGGCAUGGACAACCCAAUGGGAGGAGCCUCCAUGAACCAGCCAGGGCAGCAGCCAUUUAACUAUGGUGGGAACUAUGGGAUAGGCCAACAAGGGGACCCCUCCUUCGUGGGCACUGGCAGUAGCCCUCCUAAUAUGAUGCCUGGCCGCAUGGGAGGCCCUCAGAAUCCCAUGAUGCAGCAGCACCCUCAGAGUGGCCCCAUGUACCAAUCAGCAGAGAUGAAGGGCUGGGGGCAAGGAGGCAUGCCCAUUAACAGUUCAUACCCUCAGCAGCAGCAGUUCCCACAGCAGGGGGCGCCAUCGCAAUAUGGAGGGGUGAUGAUGAACGGGGCCAUGCAGGGAGGAGUGAAUGGGCCAGGACAGAUGCCUCCAAUGCAAGGGCAAAUGGGCAUGAAUGCUAUGGGCAUGGGUCGCAUGCCACUGGGUCCUGAACAGAAGUACUUGUAGCAGGAAGCCACCUCAGUGAGAGUAAAGGAGAAGAAACUCCUAAUCACUCAUCAAAGCAGCAGCCGACAGUGUGUCUGCCGAGCUGCUGCUGUGAAUGGACACACGACCCUUGCAAUGAUCAAGCUGGGACUAAGAGAGAGAGACUGAAAUGGACUCCCUCCCAGCUCAGUGUGUGUGUGUGUGUGUGUGUGUGUGUGUGUGUGUGUGUGUGUGCGCGCAUGUGUGCGUGCACGAUAGAGGGUGAGAGCAAAGGGGACGUCCAUUUGCAGCUAAGUCCCCUCUCUCAUAGGACUGUGUGGCUGUAAACGCAGUACUUGACGUAACCACCAGAAGGCGCUUCUUUCUUGCUGUGGAACUAAACAGGGGUGGGUUAUGGUACAGCAGCUGACUAGGUGGGGAUGCACUUUAAUGCUAAUAAGGCUAAUAAGAAAAAGGAUGUUUGCAAUAUUUCUUGCUCAUUCUAGCCUUAUCGAAAGACUCCAUAUGUUUAGCAUUGACUUUCUAAAAUCCAUUGUUUUUUUUUUCCCCAACUGGUUUUAUCAGAAUUCUUGUUUUCAGGACAGGCCUACUUCGGUUUUACACUAUAUGCAGAUCUGAGCAAUAAACCUCUUCACUAUGCCAUACAUGCUAAAUGGUGCGUCAGUCAAAAAAGCAAAAGGUACUGCAGUAUUAAAUGGGCUUUCUUUUUUUUUUGUUUUAUAUGUGAAUAAGACUGGACUUGUACAUGCUGUGCACUCCAGAUGUAUCAUACGUGCUCUUAUUAUAUACUGUACAUUUUUUUUCAUGCACAGAUGUUGGUCCACAUUUGGUCCCUUCUAUUAUUUUAGGUCAAUAUUCACUUUGGGUUUAAUGCUAUUUUACUUUUUGUCAAAGGGAGAGCAUUUUAUGAAUGCGGUGGAGAAUCUGGGAAGAGGAAAGGCGAUUUUCCUGAUCUUUCUCUGCGAGCUACCUGUUACUAUUGUUAAUGUUUUCACGUUUCAACUGCAUUUUACUGCUGGGUUCUUCAUAAAUCUACCUUUAAGAAACUUGCACAAUCCAAAGAUAUAUUUCAUUGUUUUGUUGAGUUCUUGGCUUUGACGGUAGUUGUUUGUUGUGCAAAUGCACAGAGUGCUGGUACAUAUCAUAUAAACCGAUUAUGAUUUUGUACUACAUGCUGUAUACAGAACCAAGUGUAACUAUUUUAAUUUCAAGGCCAGUUGAUACAGCAGUAUUUGUGCAUUUGGAGGCUGUCUUUUUUUUUUUUUUUUUUUUUUUAAUAACAAUCCAAAUGAACUACCACCUGCAACAUAUCAGUUAUUUUCUUUUCCUGGAACGUUCUUAACCUAUUCAGUCAGGAAGACAACUUUUGUUUUGUGUUUAUUUUUGAUAGCCUAGAUUAUGUCGGAUCACGAUGAAAUAUAUUUAGAAAUGAGAGAUGCAGAAAUGGUCUUUCUGUUUUGUUUGAGUCAUGGGAAGGGGUCUAACUUAUGUAGAGGAGGGGGCAGAUAAACUGACGUUUUACAGGAUGUAAAUUACUAUACAUUUUAUUGUUUUCCUUGAUGUUGAUAUUGUUGUAAAUAAAAUUUAUAUUUAAACAUGA